This is a messenger RNA of Drosophila biarmipes, 1692 nucleotides long. RefSeq names its product probable tubulin beta chain CG32396 (gene betaTub65B). The coding region runs from base 96 to 1496 and encodes 466 amino acids. Lineage: Eukaryota; Metazoa; Arthropoda; Insecta; Diptera; Drosophilidae. Gene Ontology annotation, biological process: mitotic cell cycle; microtubule cytoskeleton organization. Gene Ontology annotation, cellular component: cytoplasm; microtubule. The transcript is spliced from 2 exons. The record is from RefSeq and is a predicted model, not a curated record. Gene Ontology annotation, molecular function: structural constituent of cytoskeleton; GTPase activity; GTP binding.
AGCCCCCAUUAAAAUUCGAGAAGCAGAGCGGCGAGGCAGAGGAUGAGGCAGUAGCCGCCAGCUAAGUGGUGGCAAGGAGCGGAGUUUGGGUCAGCAUGCGGGAGAUAGUCACCCUGCAGAUCGGCGGAGCCGGCAAUGCCAUCGGCGAUUCGUUCUGGCACGUGAUCUCGCACGAGCACGGCGUGGACUACGCCUCGGGCAGAUUCGGCGGCACCAGCCCCCUGCAGCUGGAGCGCAUCAAUGUGUUCUUCAAUGCCACGGCCAGCAAGCGGUUCUACGCCCGCACCAUACUCAUCGACACGGAGGCCAGCACCAUCCAGCGGCUGAACGCCAGCAGCCAGCUGUACCGGCCGGAGAACUUUGUGGCCGGAUCGGAGAGUGCGGGGAACAACUUCGCCCGCGGCUAUCACACGGAUGGGGCGGCCAUCCUGGAGCAGGUGCUGGACAACACGCGGCGGGAGGUGGAGUCGGUGGACUCGCUGCAGGGCUUUCAGCUGCUCCACUCGAUCGGUGGCGGCACCGGCUCCGGCCUCACCUCGCUGAUAAUGGAGGCCCUGGUCGAGCAGUAUCCGGACAACUUGCUCUGCAACUAUGUGACCAUCCCGUCGCCCAACAUGUCCCAGGUGGUGGUGGAGCCGUACAACGCCCUGCUGAGCACCCCGGCCCUGGUGAACAACUCGCACCUGACCUUUUGCCUGGACAACGAGGCGCUGUUCCAGAUCUGCAACAGGAAUCUCAAGAUCAAGAUGUCCGGCUACGAGCACAUCAACCACAUUGUGGCCCUGACCAUGUCGGGCAUAACCACCUGCCUGCGCUUUCCGGGCCAGCUGAAUGCGGGGCUGCGCAAGAUCUACGUGAACAUGGUGCCGUUCCCGAGGCUGCACUUCCUCAUACCGGGAUUCGCGCCGCUGGUCACCUGCAAGCAGCAGCAGUUCAGCAAGGGCACCGUUUCGGAGCUGGUGCAGCAGAUCUUCUCCAGCAACAAUCUGCUGUGCGCCAUCGACCUGCGGAAGGGCAAGCUGCUGACGGCUGCGGGCAUUUUCCGGGGCCGGAUGUCGCCGCGCGAGGUGGACCAACUGAUGACCGGGGUGAGGAACAAGAACAUCAGCAAUUUCGUGGACUGGAUACCGAACAACAUCAAGACGGCCAUCUGUGACAUACCGCCGCGGGGCCUCAAGAUGUCGGCCACCUUCAUAGGCAACACCACGGCGAUUCAGUCGCUGUUCCAGCGCCUGCUGGACGGCUCCAUGGCCAUGCUGCGGCGCAAGGCCCACCUGCACUGGUACACGGGCGAGGGCAUGGAGGAGCAGGAGUUCCAGGACGCCCAGCAGGAGCUGCAGGCCAUCAUCGACGACUACCGCAGCAGUGCCGAGGGCGAGGAUUCCGGCGGCGGCGGAGCAGGCGCUGGCCGCACUGGCAGCGCCGGGGACGAGAGCGGCGAUGAGGAGGGCGCCGCCGCCUCCGCCGGUCCCCAGUGCCCCUACUGCGCCGAUUAGCCCACCGACAUCCCUUCCACACAGCCCAUCAGGCCUCCCGAAGCGGGGAUUCACCGAGCCUGGGGUUGCCAAAUUCAAAAAGUGUCCUCCUUUGUCGUCUCGCGUCUUGGAUUCGGAUUCAUGCAGGCUCCUGGGGCAGCUGCAACUGUUCAGGAUGCAUUUCGAGUAGAAAAAAAUAUAUAUAUACUUUGCAUAA